Cercospora beticola is the source of this 2859-nucleotide messenger RNA. RefSeq lists its product as uncharacterized. Gene Ontology annotation, biological process: mRNA cis splicing, via spliceosome. Gene Ontology annotation, molecular function: protein binding; RNA binding. Gene Ontology annotation, cellular component: U1 snRNP; U2-type prespliceosome. The record is from RefSeq and is a predicted model, not a curated record. NCBI's taxonomy places the organism in Eukaryota, Fungi, Ascomycota, Dothideomycetes, Mycosphaerellales, Mycosphaerellaceae.
CUUCGACACCACCUCCGCCAUCGCCCGCACCCAUCAGCCAUUGACACCACCUCGAUGCGGACGCACUGACGAGGCCUGGAUCACGAGUCUCGCGCAUUACCGGCACGAUGAGCGAUUGGGCGGCGGCGCAGGCUGCCGAUGGCCGCACGUACUACUACAACAAAAUUACCAAGGAAACUCGAUGGGAUCCGCCGCCGAAUGUCGAGGUCGCACCUCCUUCCAAAGGCCCAGCUCCCACAGGGCCAGCUGGCAGUGCUGCGGAUUGGGCUGAAGCAAAGGCGGCCGAUGGGAAGACGUAUUACUACAACAAAGUAACCAAAGAGACCAGCUGGACUCUUCCUGAAGCUGUGCGCAGGCAGCAGGAACAGCAGCAGCAAAACGGACGUCCGGACUUCGUGGCUGGCGGUGGAGGUGGAUACGGCGGACGCGACGACUACCACGGAGGGCGCGGUAGGCGCGAUGACCGCGACCACGGCCUGCCACAGAAGCCCUCGUUCGACCGAGGCGGCGAUCGCGGCGACCGGGGCGGAAACCCAUGGGAGGCACGUCGAGAGCAGGUUGGGUAUGGCGGUCCAAUGCCCGUCAAGACGGAUGAGCCAGAGUAUAGCACGGCCGAGGCUGCUGAGGAGGCUUUCUUCAAGCUGCUAAAACGCAACAAUAUCACGCCUGACACUGAAUGGCAGGAUGCACUACGCCUCGUCAUUCGCGAUCGCGAGUACCGCGCUAUCAAGGACCCGAAGGAACGCAAGAAUGCCUUCGAGAAGUACUGCACCGAGAUGCGUGCAGAGCAAAAGAGCAAGGAAAAGGAGCGCAAGGAGAGGGCGCGCGAAGACUUCCGCCGCAUGCUUUCCACGCACGACAACAUCGAGCACUACACACGCUGGAAGACAGCUCGACCCACCAUCGAGCACGAAUCGGCGUUCAAGAGUGUUGGUGAUGAGGACGAACGUCGCAACAUCUUUGAUGAAUACGUGCUUGAGCUUAAGAAGCAGCACGUAGAGAAUGAGGCGAAGCGGCGUAAGGACGCCAUGAAUGAGCUACAGAAGACUCUUGAAGUGCUGAUACUGGACCCAAACACAACGUGGACGGACGCAGAAGAGAAGAUCGACAAUAACGAGCGAUUCGUUACGAAUGAAACGCUGAAAGGCGUACACAAGCUCGACAUCUUCCUCGCUUUCGAGAACCACAUGAAGGCGCUCGAACGAUCUGCCAACGAGGCGACGCAGAAGGAGAAGCAGUUGAAGAAGCGAAAGCAGCGACAGGCUCGCGAUGCCUACAAACAGCUUCUCAGCGAGAAAUUGCAAGAAGGCCAGAUCAAGGCAGGUUCGAAGUGGUCAGACUUCUUCCCCUUGAUCAAAGAUGAUGAGCGCUUCCUCAACUAUCUCACAGUUCCCGUUCCUCCAUACCCGGGUGCCACAGCUUCGAACGCCCGAGAGCUCUUUUGGGAUAUGGUUGAAGAUGAGGAACGCAAGCUACGCUCAAAGCGGAACGAUGCACUGGACGUCCUUGAAGAGCAACGCUUCGAGGUAACUCUUGAGACGUCACUAAACGAAUUCACAGAGAUCAUGCACUCACACCCAAAGACGGCAAAUCUGAACCAGGACGAAGUGAGCAUGAUCUUCGACAGGAUUCUGCAAAAGGUCAAGCGCCGUGAAGAGGAAAAGCAGAUCGGCGCCGAGCGACAACAGAAGGCCAUUGUCGACAGCGUUCGCACGGCAAUGAAGAAGGUUCAUCCUCCGAUUCGUUUGGACGACAGCUACGAGGAUGUAGUUGCUAGGCUGUCAGGCAUUCGCGACUGGGACACAGCUGAGGAUGAAAUUCGACGACGGGCAUAUGAUAAGUACAUGGCCCGUCUCAGAGAGAAGGACGAUGACCGCCGUCGCGACCGCGAGAGAGACCGUAGCAGAGAUUACCGCAACGGAUCUCGUCGAGACGAUCGAGAUGACCGCAGAGAUCGCGAUCGCCGACAUCGCACCCGCACACCAGAGAUUGAUGCUUACGAGGCCGACAGACGCAAAGCUCAAGCUGAUCGCGAGAGACAGUACAGGAAAGCGUCCUUUGGCCUCACGCCACCACCACGUGGUGUCGAUCGCUACGACGAGCGCGACCGUCGCGAUGAUCGACGCGACGAUCGAAGACGGCCAACGAGAGAUGACCUGUACGAAAGCGAGCGCCGUGCUCGCGAAGCUGAGCGUGAGAGGAAUUACAUGUCUCGUGCUGAUCCUCGCGACAAGGGUAAAACUCUUGAUUAUGGCGACGACGACGUGGUCGGUAGCCGGCCACCGAGUGUGAGGAAGAGACGCGAGAGCGAUGCCAGCAUGGCGAGUCGACGCGACAACAAGCGACCACGCCGCGAAGGCGGACGAACCCGUUCUCCUGAGCCCGAUACCAGCUUGCUGAAAGAAGAGCCUCCUGCCCUUCAAAGUGGCUCGGAGGAAGGUGAGAUUGAAGAGAUCUAGUCGACUUCUUCAUGCACGUUCCGUGCCCGAGAUCUGUUCUCGAUGCUACUGCACCCGAACGCGCGAAGACGAAGGAAGCCGCAGAGAGGAGCAAGAGCCUGAAAAUGCGUACGUCCUGCACCCCUCGCUAUGGUUCUUCUGAAAUGCCUCGGCAGUGUCAGCAAUGGAGCAACGACCCCUUUCACGCGACGAGAUCGACUCCAGCUACGAGGAAGUUCGAGUGCGACGAUAUCGUCAAGAGCAUGGCUGGGAAGGAAUUGAAUCGACUUACGUACGUGAUCCUUACAUGGAAACUUGUCUUUUUGAGAGGAUCGUAUGAAGGAUGUAACACUAAAGCAUGUCUUUCUCCUGCAGCACACUCAGAACAUACGCGUUGCAUAUGAAGCCGGAAGCAAAACGA